AGCAACACUCGCAACGGAAGCCCUGGAGCACACCUCUCCGAAGACUUGGAUCAAUUCCCGAGAUAAAUAUUGAUGAUUCCAGGUUGCUCAUUGUUCGACAGUUAGAUAUGCUCAUUGGGCUGUGCGGAGGCAUCUGCGCGGGCAAGUCCUCCAUUGCAUCAUAUCUCGUCGAGGAGCAUCGAUUCGAGCGAAUAUACCUCGAGCGCACCGCUGCGACGCCUGCAGUCGAGAAAUCUGCCUCUAAUGCCCACGUACCCUCCGCUCAACCAGGCUUCACCGAUCCCGAGUACACGUUCCCUAACAUCGAUGCGUUGCUAGACUUUGUCACUCUGAGGUGGAAGGAGCGAUGGGUGACAACCGAUAUAUGGGACGACAAGGUGGUGGAUGCAUUGCUCCGCCGGCCAUUCUUCCUCCUGGUCAGUGUUGACGCGCCGGUGAGCGUGCGGUGGCAGCGAUUCAAACAUCGAUGCGCUGCCUAUAAUCUCAAGCCGCCAACCCUGGAAGACUUCGUCCUGCGGAACGAUGCGCACCUGUUCGCUCCCGGCACGGGGCUGGGUGCUCUCUUCGAGCGCGCCCAACUGAAGCUCCUCAACUCCACCACCUCGAAACCUUCGUUACAUUCGGCGCUGAAGUCCCUAAAUCUAUCCAAUGAGGCACGACUCCGCCCAAGUUGGGACCAGUACUUCAUGCAGCUGGCAGACCUGGCGGCCCACAGGAGCAACUGCAUGAAGAGACGAGUAGGAUGCGUCAUCGUGCGGGAAAAGCGAGUCAUAAGUACCGGAUACAAUGGCACACCUAGAGGCAUGACGAACUGCAACGAGGGCGGAUGUCCACGAUGUAAUAGCGCCACGAAGGGUGGAGCAGACCUGUCCACCUGCCUCUGCCUCCAUGCUGAAGAGAACGCACUCCUAGAAGCUGGCCGAGACCGUAUUGGAGACAAGUCUACUCUGUAUUGCAACACCUGCCCCUGCCUCACGUGUAGUGUUAAGAUCGCACAGGUAGGUAUUAGCGAAGUCGUCUACAACCAAGGCUACAUGGUCGACACCAAGACAGCUGAAAUCUUCGCUGAGAGCGGCGUGCGUCUACGCCAGUUCUCUCCACCCAGAGAAGGACUUGUGGAUCUCUCUCUGGGUCUGCCGGAGGACACAAUUACGCCAUCAGAGGCCAGCCGACUUGGAGAUAUUCGCGAAAUUCUUGACGAUGCAGACUUCGUGCGUCCUGUAUAUUAGGACUGCGAUAUAUUUAUCACAUUCUCUUGCCCCCUGGUAACCCCGGCACAAUACCGUGUGGGGACUGGAAGCCUUCAGUGACAUGUUCUGUAUAUUGAAAAUCGGGUG
This is a messenger RNA of Trematosphaeria pertusa, 1337 nucleotides long. RefSeq lists its product as uncharacterized. The record is from RefSeq and is a predicted model, not a curated record. The coding region runs from base 108 to 1229 and encodes 373 amino acids. The transcript has 4 exons. Gene Ontology annotation, molecular function: zinc ion binding; hydrolase activity. NCBI's taxonomy places the organism in Eukaryota, Fungi, Ascomycota, Dothideomycetes, Pleosporales, Trematosphaeriaceae.